AUUCGCUUUAAGCCGUCUGUGCCCCGAGGAUUUCAAGAUUCGAGAGGUUUCUUCCACGUCUGUCCUUCAAGCAACCAUAUCUGCAGCAUUUGCAGCAGAGCGACGAGCCGAGUACCCCUGCGCAUAGAAUCGGUAGGAGUGUACCGCAGUUCUAUCUUCAACGGCGUCAAGCCCCACACGUUCACUCCACGCCUACGCGCCGUAUACAUUGAUUGACACCCGCCGACAAUCUACGAGCUCGAGUAUUGCGAGCUGAUCGCUGCACACAAAGCAUGGAGAACGCCUAUACAAGAACGCCCAGCGAGGCGCUCAAGCAUUUCCAGGUCACAGAGGAGAAGGGUCUCUCAGAACAGCAGGUGAAGAGCCUGCGGGAAAAGCACGGCAGGAACGCAUUGCCUGAGGAGCCACCCACGCCCAUCUGGGAGCUCAUCCUCGAACAGUUCAAGGAUCAGCUGGUUAUAAUACUGCUUGGAUCUGCAGCAGUGUCCUUUGUCCUUGCGCUUUUCGACAACGAGGAGGGCUGGACGGCGUUUGUAGACCCGGCAGUUAUCCUCACGAUCCUCAUCCUGAACUCAGUCGUCGGUGUAUCGCAAGAAACCAGCGCCGAGAAGGCUAUCGCCGCGCUCCAAGAAUACUCAGCGAACGAAGCCAAGGUUGUCCGCAAUGGAGCGAUCAAGCGCGUCAAGGCUGAUGAUCUGGUGCCUGGAGAUGUUGUCUCCGUGGCAAUCGGCGAUAGAAUCCCCGCGGACUGCAGGAUCCUAUCGAUUUCGAGCAACAGCUUCAUGGUCGACCAGUCGAUUCUGACCGGCGAGAGUGAGAGUGUGAACAAGGAUAUCCGGGUUGUCAAGGACGAGAACGCGGUCAAGCAGGAUCAGGUCAACAUGCUGUUCUCAGGAACAACAGUGGUCACUGGACACGCGAACGCGCUGGUAGUUCUGACAGGCGCGAACACAGCCAUUGGAGAUAUUCACGACAGCAUCACUUCUCAGAUCUCGCAGCCGACUCCUCUCAAGGAGAAGCUGAACAAUUUCGGCGAUCAGCUCGCCAAAGUUAUUACGGCCAUCUGUAUUCUCGUCUGGCUCAUCAACAUCCGCAACUUUAACGACCCGUCUCACGGAAGCUUCACUAAGGGUGCUAUCUACUACCUCAAGAUCGCAGUUUCGCUCGGUGUAGCUGCUAUUCCUGAAGGUCUUGCAGUCGUUAUCACAACAUGUCUGGCUCUGGGAACACGCAAGAUGGCCGCCAGGAACGCCGUUGUUCGUAGUCUUCCAUCUGUUGAGACUUUGGGAAGCUGCAGUGUCAUCUGUUCCGACAAGACCGGUACCUUGACCACCAACCAGAUGAGCGUCAACAAGGUUGUUUUCAUCAACGAAGCAGGUAACGGCCUUGAGGAGUUCGAUGUUGAAGGAACCAGCUUUGCCCCCGAGGGCCAAAUCUCUUUCAACGGAAAGCCCGUCGAGAACCUCGCUGCAUCUUCCGCUACCGUUCGUCAGAUUUGCGAGGUUUCAGCACUCUGCAACGACGCAUCUUUGGCUUACGACUCCAAGAACGGCACCUACGGUAUUGUCGGUGAGCCCACUGAAGGCGCUCUUCGUGUUCUGGCCGAGAAGGUUGGUACCCCUGACUCAAGGCUCAACUUGAGCAAGACCAGCAUCUCGCCCGAGGGCCGUCUCCACUUCUCGAGCAAGUACUACGAACAGCACGCUACACGACAAGCUACAUACGAAUUCUCCCGCGACCGCAAGAGUAUGUCUGUCCUGGUCAGCAACCGUCAAAGCGGCGGUCAGAAGCUUUUGGUCAAGGGCGCCCCCGAGUCUAUUCUCGCCCGCUGCACAUCCGCUCUUGUUGGCAAGGACGGAAAGAAGGUACAGUUGAACAACCAGCUGGGCGACUUGAUCCAACAGGAGAUUGUUGACUACGGCAACCGCGGUCUUCGUGUCAUUGCUGUUGCCUCCGUCGAUGACGUCUCGAACAACCCUCUUCUUUCCAAGGCCAAGACUACCAAGGAAUACGCUCAGCUUGAACAGAACAUGACUCUCAUCGGCCUUGUUGGUAUGCUGGACCCUCCCCGUCCUGAGGUUCGCGAAUCGAUCGAGAAGUGCCGCUCCGCUGGUAUCCGCGUCGUUGUCAUCACUGGUGACAACCAGAACACUGCUGAGGCUAUCUGCCGACAGAUCGGUGUCUUUGGUCAGAACGAGAACCUCGCCGGCAAGAGCUUUACUGGACGCCAAUUCGAUGACUUGACCGAGGCUGAGCAGAUGGAGGCCGCGAAGCACGCUUCCCUGUUCUCCCGCACUGAGCCAACGCACAAGUCCAAGCUGGUCGACCUCCUCCAGAAGGCUGGCGAGGUUGUUGCCAUGACCGGUGACGGUGUCAACGACGCACCGGCACUCAAGAAGGCUGAUAUUGGUGUCGCUAUGGGUUCUGGUACCGAUGUUGCCAAGCUCGCCGCCGACAUGGUUCUGGUUGACGACAACUUUGCUACCAUCGAAGGUGCUGUCGAGGAGGGCCGCUCCAUUUACAACAACACCCAGCAGUUCAUCCGCUACCUCAUCUCGUCCAACAUUGGAGAGGUCGUCUCCAUCUUCCUUACUGCCGCCGCGGGUAUGCCUGAGGCUCUCAUCCCCGUUCAGCUUCUCUGGGUCAACCUUGUUACCGAUGGUCUUCCCGCUACCGCACUCUCGUUCAACCCUCCUGAUCACGAUAUCAUGAAGCGCCAGCCUCGCAAGCGUGACGAAGCCCUUAUUGGCGGCUGGUUGUUCUUCCGUUACAUGGUCAUCGGAACCUACGUCGGUGCCGCAACCGUUGGUGGUUACGCAUGGUGGUUCAUGUUCAACCAAGAGGGUCCCCAGAUCUCCUUCUACCAGCUCAGCCAUUUCCACCGCUGUUCUUCUCAGUUCCCCGAGAUCGGCUGCGAAAUGUUCGCCAACGCUUCUGCACAGGCCGCUUCCACCGUUUCGCUCUCCAUCCUUGUCGUCAUUGAGAUGCUGAACGCCAUGAACGCCCUCAGCUCUUCCGAGUCCCUGCUUACCUUGCCGCUCUGGAAGAACAUGAUGCUCGUCUACGCUAUCUGCCUGUCCAUGGCUCUACACUUCGCACUCCUCUACGUACCCUUCUUGCAGGGCCUGUUCAGCGUCAUCCCGCUCAACUGGAACGAGUGGAAGGCCGUGCUGUACAUAAGUUUGCCCAUCAUCCCUCUUGAUGAGGGCCUCAAGUACCUCGAGCGCAAGUUCUUCCUUCAGACAUCACAUGUCGAUGACGUUGCGCAAAACGGACGGCCGAAGAAGGAGUAGAAGAAUGGAGAAGCGUACAGUACCCGCUUGUGAGCUUUGCAUGAGAGCUUGUGUACCAUAUUGGUCGUGCAUAUAGAAAGCAAGAGGUCUACUGCAGCGUGCGACCUAGGCAAGAGCGCAUUCAUACCAUUAGAUCAGUGGUCUCUUUCCAGGUUUUGGAGAAGGCGAGGACUUGUGUAUAUUUUGCAUGUUAAAGAAUAGAU
Molecule: messenger RNA, 3496 nt
Organism: Macroventuria anomochaeta
Lineage: Eukaryota; Fungi; Ascomycota; Dothideomycetes; Pleosporales; Didymellaceae
Product: calcium ATPase
Exons: 3
Coding region: 273-3293 (1006 amino acids)
Biological process (GO): calcium ion transmembrane transport; intracellular calcium ion homeostasis
Cellular component (GO): membrane
Molecular function (GO): ATP hydrolysis activity; ATP binding; P-type calcium transporter activity
Source: RefSeq, a predicted model, not a curated record